UUUUUUUUUGUUUUGUUUUCCUUUAUCUCAAUACAUAAUAAUAGAAAAGGCCAAACAAAAAGAUGAAGGAUAUGAAGAUGCAGAGCAGCUCUGAAACGAUGAUGACCAGAAUCCCCACUCCAGAUCCUCACAAUCCCGGUGUACGAGAAGAUGCAAUGGACACAGUCUGCAAACCCUGGAAGCUUUAUGAAAAUCCAUACUACUGCUCUUCUCAGUCUCAACAGCAUCAACACCAACGCAAGGCAUUUAUUUGGGAUCUAAACUUCAUAAAGAUCUUCAUGGAAUCUGAACUAGGAAAAGCUCAAGACGAGAUCAAGGAAUUGAAGGCAGAACUGGACUAUGAGAGGAAAGCUCGAAGGCGCGCAGAGCUGAUGAACAAGAGGCUGGCUAAAGAUGUGGAGGAGGAGAGAAUGGCUAGAGUAGCGGAGGAGAUGCAAAACAAGCGGCUCUUCAAAGAGUUAUCGUCUGAGAAGUCAGAGAUGGUUCGGAUGAAACGCGAUCUUGAAGAAGAGAGACAGAUGCACAGGUUGGCAGAGGUUUUGAGAGAAGAAAGAGUUCAGAUGAAGCUGAUGGAUGCAAGGCUUUUCUUGGAGGAGAAGCUAUCUGAAUUAGAGGAAGCUAAUAGACAAGGAGAGAGGGAGAGGAAUAGGAUGACGAAACCAAAGAUACUGGAGAGAGCCUGUAGCUCACCGGCUAGGAGGAGCUGCGAGAAUCCGCAAAUAAAGAGAGGAAUCAAUCCGUUCCCAAGAGUGAUGAGAGCAAUAAGAUCAAAGAGUGAGAAAUGGGGUUCAAAGCUGGAGUGCCAAAAGGUUCAGCUAAAAAUUCUGCUCAGACAAAAGACCACCCCAAGAUGUACUCCUCUUCUCUCCUCUCCUCCUCCUUGAUACUGUAUGCUUGUUAUUUUUCCGUCUCGCUUAAUCUUAAUAAUUCACAUCUAAGACUGAAGAUGUACUAAUAAGAUUCUAGCUCUUUGUCUGUCCGUUAGAUAACAUUUUCUUCACAUGGAUGUGUUAUACAUAGCAUAAAUAUCUAUUAAAGAU
Molecule: messenger RNA, 1040 nt
Organism: Arabidopsis arenosa
Lineage: Eukaryota; Viridiplantae; Streptophyta; Magnoliopsida; Brassicales; Brassicaceae
Source: the annotation of a GenBank genome assembly